Leishmania mexicana MHOM/GT/2001/U1103 is the source of this 423-nucleotide messenger RNA. RefSeq lists its product as hypothetical. Lineage: Eukaryota; Euglenozoa; Kinetoplastea; Trypanosomatida; Trypanosomatidae. The transcript has a single exon. The record is from RefSeq and is a predicted model, not a curated record. The coding region runs from base 1 to 423 and encodes 140 amino acids.
AUGCUGCGAACAAGGCUAUCUCUGGCGCCGAUGUUGUCGAAGGCGACUCGACUACAACUAGGGAACAUCAAGACUGAAUAUGGCACGGUUUCAACAGCUGCUGGCUCAGCCGAAAAAUGGGGGUUUCUUUUCGGUGGCAACACGUACCCUAUCAUUAGCAUAGGCUUUAGCAUUUUCAUGGUGUCUGCCACCUGUGUGAUAGUCGCCACGUAUCAACAGUACCGCGAUAUGGCGAUAGUGACCGAGCACAUUUCGUACGAAGAUGUUAAGGACCGCUGCCUUACCCCAAUGCCCGGGUGGGCUCGUCUGCGCUCUUUCAGUAUGGCAACUCCGCAGGGCCCUGCAACGUUCCGCGAUCCGACUCCCUUAGACUGGCUUCCGUUCGAACUCAAGCUGGGUUACGUCAAGCAGGCCUCGUAUUAA